Messenger RNA from Perognathus longimembris pacificus (Pacific pocket mouse), 3214 nucleotides. Its product is annotated as kinesin-like protein KIF19. The transcript is spliced from 20 exons. The record is from RefSeq and is a predicted model, not a curated record. NCBI's taxonomy places the organism in Eukaryota, Metazoa, Chordata, Mammalia, Rodentia, Heteromyidae. Gene Ontology annotation, molecular function: microtubule binding; microtubule motor activity; ATP binding. The coding region runs from base 11 to 2983 and encodes 990 amino acids. Gene Ontology annotation, biological process: microtubule-based movement.
GGCCGGCAAGAUGCCCUCACAUCAGGCAGCUGGCCUCUCCCCAGCCAGGGGCAGCCCCACCCUAAGAGCAAUGGAGCCCAAGGACCAGCAGCUCAUGGUGGCACUUCGGAUCCGUCCACUCAACAGUACAGAACUAGAAGAAGGGGCUACUGUCAUUGCUCACAAAGUGGGGGACCAGGUGGUGGCGCUCAUGGACCCCGGCGAGGACCCUGAGGACCCCCUGCGCCCGCACCGCUCUCGGGAGUGCACCUUCAUCUUUGACACUGUUUUCGACCAGCAUGCAUCCCAGGAGGAUGUAUACCAGGCCACCAUCGGGCCCCUGGUGGAAGGCAUCAUUUCUGGAUACAACACCACGGUGUUUGCCUAUGGACCUUCAGGUGCGGGGAAGACCCAUACUAUGCUGGGCAUGGACUCCGAGCCUGGCAUCUACCUGAAGACCCUCACCGACCUCUUCAAGGCCAUCAAGGAGACCCAGGACAACACGGAGUACAGUGUGUCCAUGUCUUACCUGGAGAUUUAUAAUGAGGUGAUCCGGGACCUGCUGAAUCCAUCUUCUGGGUUUCUGGACCUCAGGGAGGAUUCGAGAGGCAGCAUCCAGAUCGCGGGGAUCACAGAGGUGUCCACCUCCAAUGCCCAGGAGAUCAUGCAACUGCUCACCAAAGGCAACCGGCAACGGACGCAGGAGCCCACUGCUACCAACAAGACGUCGUCCCGCUCCCAUGCGGUGCUGCAGGUCACCGUGCACCAGCGGAGCAGGGCAGCUGACCUGGCAGAAGAAGUGCGGGUGGGGAGGCUGUUCAUGGUAGACCUGGCCGGCUCGGAGCGCGCAGCCCAGACCCAGAACCGAGGCAAAAGGAUGAAGGAGGGCGCGCACAUCAACCGCUCACUGCUGGCACUGGGCAACUGCAUCAAUGCACUCAGCGAGAAGGGUGGCAGCCGUGCUCAGUAUGUGAACUUCCGUGACAGUAAGCUCACGCGCCUGCUGAAGGACGCCCUGGGAGGGAACAGUCGCACAGUGAUGAUAGCACACAUCAGUCCUGCCAGCUCCAGCUUCGAGGAGUCAAGGACCACACUGCUCUACGCCUACCGGGCCAAGAACAUCAAGACGAGGGUCAAGCGCAACCUUCUGAAUGUCUCCUACCGCAUCGCGCAGUACACGGACGUCAUCUCUGACCUGCGCAGGGAGAUCGAGCACCUCAAGUCAAAAAUCGAGAAGCAAGAUAAGGAAAAGAAGAGAGAGCCUGGUGGCCCUGGUGUGCAAGUCACCGUCACCUCGCAUGAUGCCGAGGAGGAGAGCCGGCUGCAGGUGGACAAGAUCCGGGCGCAGCUCAUUGGGGCAUUCAGGGAGCAGAUGGAGAUGCGGCGCAGCCUGGUGGAGCUGGAGAACACCAACAUUGAGCUACACGUGGACAUGUCCCGCCACCUGCUGACCCUCGCCGACUGGGAGCGGGAGAAGUCCCAGCAGCAGGUGCACAAGGACAGGGGCGAGCCCAUCAAGGAUGAGGAGCCGGUGGACACAGACGGGGACGACGGAGAGUCAGCGGAGCCACACGAGGUGGCUCUGGCCAGAGAGGAGGUCAACCUGCUUUUAGCUGAGCAGAGGAAAAUGGCAGCCCUGAAGGCUGGGCUGGAGCAGCGUCUGGCACAUGCCAAGCAGAAGGCAUCGCAGAUGGAGCAACUGCUGCCGGAGCAGGUGACCAGCCAGGCCCAGCGGGAGGUGCUCCAGCUGCUGUGCCGGGCCCACGAGCUGGAGGUGGAGAACACGGAGCUGCAGGCCACCAACCUGUGCUGGAGGAACCUGCUGGGCCAGAAGGACUUCGUGAUCCAGCACUACCACCAGCACCGGCUGCUCUGCCAGCAGCUCAUCCAGGGCCAGCGGCAGCUGCUGCAAGACAGCGGCAUCCCGGUACCAGAACCCCUGGAGCAGCGCUACCGGCUGUACUCCCAGGAGCUGGGCGAGGGCACACUGGAGCGCCUGCUGCUGCUGCACUCGGUGAUGGCCAGCUCGCUCCGGGAUGGCUCCAUUCUGAAUUUAUCUACCCUGCUGCCAGAGGACUCCAGCCAAGAGCAGCCAGAGGACAGGAAGGACCUCCUGUGGGGCGCCCCAUUUGAACUGUCACCCAUGCUCCUGGAGAGAGACAGUGACAGUCACAAGCCGUCAAAAGCCACACCGCUGAGGAUGCUGGGAAAGCAGGACUCGCUGCUGCCCCCGCCAGCCCUCCGAGUCCUGCUGACUCCGCCUGUGCUCGAGACUCCAGGCCCCCUGAGCAUGAAGAGUCUGGUCUCCAGGCUGCACCCCACCACCAGCCUGGAGCUGAGCCCCCCGCGGCCGCUGAGCGCCCAGGCCCUCCAGGAGAUGGCCCUGGGGACCAAGAGCAUUGCCCUCAUCGCAGCCAGCCGGCGCUGCAAGGCUCACGACCAGGACAGCAGUGGCAGCCGCUCCUCCCGCCACCAGCCAGAGGAGGCCACCUCGGACUCCAGGGAUCCAAAGCCCCGCGCCACACCGGACAGCAGCCCCGCACACAGGAGGUGGCCCCAGGCCAGCCCAAGCAGGGACCGCUCUGUGGAGAGGAAGGCCAGGAGAAAGCGGUCACCUUCUCUCACGUGGCCGGUGCAGCCGGUAACAGAGAAAGCCCAGGCACCCUGCGGGGAGCAUACAGCCGAGAGCCAGCUGUCCCCAGCCCACCUGCAGCCGUCCAAGUCACCAGGGAAGAGCUUCUUCCCCGCCGUCCCCUCGGCCUUGAAGAUGAAGCCAGGCCUCAGUGCCCACUCAGAUGAGAACACGCUGCAGGUGCCCGAGGUCAGCUUCACCUUCCCCAGCGCCAUGUGGCAGGGCAGCGCCGUCCCCAGCAGGCCGCCCCUCCUGCCCCGAGACAUCCGAGGGUCCACCGAUGGCAGAGGCCGAUGCCACAGCCCUCUGCCUCCCAGCAACCCCCACCGGCUCCAGAGUGGCAGUGCCAAGAGGCGGCGACGCCCCAGGUAGAAGAUGGAGGUGGGCAGAGCAGCCGCCAGCCCCACGCUGCCCUUCCGACACUGCUGGCAUCACUGCACUUUCUCUGGAGGCCCAGGGCGCUGACCACAAGCAAAGGAUACCACAACUCUGCCUUCGGGCUCAACCGGGCUGCAGAGGCUCCUGGGAAUGGCUGGGUGGCUGCUAGAUGGAGAAUGACCGUGUCCCUCCUCAUAAACUGUAUCCAUCCUGCAGCACAGCCCU